AUGGAACUUCUCAAAGAAGACACAUUCGACGCUUCUUCCUCCUCCUCUUCUUGGUUGGAGGUGAGCUUGUUGAGCAGGGAUCCAAUAGUGUUACUGGCGUCGGAGCGACCCAAGAAGCGAGUGGGACGGAGGGUUUUCAAGGAGACGAGGCAUCCCGUGUACAGAGGAGUGCGACAGAGGAACAAAGACAGGUGGGUUUGCGAGGUUUGUGUGCUGAACGGUGACACCAGGAUUUGGCUCGGAACAUAUUCCACGGCGGAGAUGGCCGCUCGUGCUCAUGACGUGGCGGCUCUGGCUCUUUGUGGUAAAUUGCCUUGCUUGAAUUUCGCUGACUCCGCUUGGCGGUUGCCUCUACCGGAAUCAACCAAUGCGGCGGAUAUCAGACGUGAAGGAUUUCGGGCAAACCUCCUGGUUGUCUCUGCACCACUACCUCCUUUAUCACUAAGCGAACAUUUAGGGGCCUUAUCUGGUGAUCUGGUAUUCAAAGUUUGCCUUGAUUUGGUACCGCUCUCGUGGCCCACACCAAAACAACGCUUUACUCCUAGAUGUCUAGUCAACUACUAUGCCUCAAUGCAUUUUGAGGAAAACCAGCUAGCUCUGGGUUCGAGUGGUAUUUUGAUGAUUCAACAAGGUCCCCGGGAGUCCUUCGAUGAAUACCUAGACAGGUACAUAAGGCUCUCUCGUUACUCUAACGACCUCUAA
Neltuma alba is the source of this 702-nucleotide messenger RNA. RefSeq names its product dehydration-responsive element-binding protein 1G-like. The transcript has 3 exons. Lineage: Eukaryota; Viridiplantae; Streptophyta; Magnoliopsida; Fabales; Fabaceae. The coding region runs from base 1 to 702 and encodes 233 amino acids. The record is from RefSeq and is a predicted model, not a curated record. Gene Ontology annotation, biological process: regulation of DNA-templated transcription. Gene Ontology annotation, molecular function: DNA-binding transcription factor activity; DNA binding.